Molecule: messenger RNA, 2667 nt
Organism: Prosopis cineraria
Lineage: Eukaryota; Viridiplantae; Streptophyta; Magnoliopsida; Fabales; Fabaceae
Product: receptor-like protein EIX1
Exons: 1
Coding region: 1-2667 (888 amino acids)
Molecular function (GO): protein binding
Source: RefSeq, a predicted model, not a curated record
AUGGAUUCCUCCUUCCCCUCUUAUGUUACGGAUAUUUUACUGCCAUGCCUGCUAAUAUUUGCAAUCAUGCUCCCCAAAGGCAUGUGUGCUUUGAGAGUGCAUUGUAAUGAAAAAGACCACAACCUUCUCUUAAACUUCAAACACACUGUUACUGAUCGAUCUCACAUCCUCUCUAGUUGGUCUCACGAGCAACAUUGCUGCGAAUGGGUUGGAGUUCAAUGUGACAACAUCACUGGUAGAGUCACAGAGCUUAGUCUCCCUUGUUCUCCUGAACUCUCUGCUAAUACUUGUGAGUAUGACAAAGUAAACUGUCUGGCAGGUGAACUUCACUUAUCUUCGCUUCAACUUGAAUUUCUGAAUUACUUGGAUUUGAGAAAUCAUGACUUCCAAGCUGUCACCCUCAAUGAUUGUCCUCAUUCAUGUGAAAAUAUUAAUUCUUCCAAUCUUCUUUAUCUUGAUUUAUCAUAUAAUGAGGAUCUCCAUUUUGAUCAUCUUCAUUGGCUUUCUAUUUUUCCCUCCUUGGAACGUGUUAACCUUAGUGGCAUUAAUCUUCAAGGAAAAGUUGACUGGAUUCAACUACCAACUCUGCUUCCUUCAAUCAAAGAGUUACGCUUUGAUAGCUGUCAACUUAGAAACAUCAAUCCAUUUCUCCAGUAUGUCAAUCUUACUUCACUUGAAUUCAUUGGCCUUUCUGAUAACAGCUUUAGCUCUCUCUUGCCUGUUUGGUUAUUCAAUCUUAGUGAUCUCACUUUUAUUGACUUGAGCUAUAAUAAUUUUCAAGAUCAGUUCCCAAAGGGGUUACUAAACCUUCAAAAAUUACAAACCUUGUAUUUAAAGCACAACAAACUUGUCGGAUCCAUUCCAGUUUGGUUAGGCCAACUUGAACAUCUACAAGAAGUUGAUGUUACUGAAAAUUUAUUUUCUGGUCCUAUCCCCUCAACUUUGGGAAAUUUAACAUCCUUGACUCACCUCCGUGUCUCCUCAAAUCAUUUAGGGGGUAGUCUUCCAGAAAGUCUUGGGCAACUAUUGAACUUGGGCGUAUUAGAAUUUGAUGAUAAUCACUUAACAGGCCAUGUGUGUGAAAGAAAUUUUGCCAAUCUCUCAAAGCUGACUGUUCUAUCCGUGGGAUCUCCAGGCUUGAUCUUUGAAUUUGACUCUCUUUGGAUUCCUCCUUUUCAACUUGAACAAGUUGGUUUGUCAUACGUGGUGGGUCCUAACCUUCCUACAUGGCUAUAUACCCAAACAUCUCUUGCGUUAUUACAAAUUACUUACUCAAGCUUUUCAUUGGAAUCCCAAGACAAAUUUUGGGACCUUGUGGCCCAAGUGCCACGCUUGUACUUAACGUACAACACAAUUGUUGCGGACAUCUCUAAUGUGUUACUGAACUCUACAGACGUAAGGUUAUAUUCAAAUCAAAUCCGAGGAACCCUCCCUCGAUUGUCACCGAAUGUUGUCUGGUUCAAUGCCAAAAACAACUCUUUCCAUGGAUCCCUUUCUCCAUUAUUAUGUCAAAACAUGAAUGAAAGAAGCCAGUUAAUAUAUUUGGUCUUGUCUGAUAAUUUUUUGUCAGGUGAGCUAACAGAUUGUUGGACGAAUUGGAAAUCGUUAGCUAUUAUUAGUCUCAGCAACAAUAAUCUAGCAGGAACAAUCCCCAGAUCAUUGAGCUUUUUGUCAAAUUUUACAGUUUUGCAUCUCAACAAAAAUAACUUACUUGGGGAGUUACCUUUAUCAUUGAAAAAUUGCCAGAACCUGCAAGACCUUGAUGUUGGAGAAAAUAAACUAUCAGGGUACAUACCAUAUUGGAUAGGACAUAAUGCAAGGGUUCUCCGAUUAAGAUCCAAUCAAUUUAGUGGAACUAUUCCCCCACAAAUUUGCCAAUUAACUACACUCAUAGUAUUGGAUUUUGCGGAGAACAACAUAUUUGGUUCAAUACCGCCUUGCCUACAUAAUAUGAAAGCCAUGGCAUUCCCUCGUUCUUCAGAGCUUUCUAGCAUUUGCAUCACAAGUCAAGGCGUUGUUUACAAAAUCAUUGUCAGUGCUAUGUUGCAUAUAAAAGGCCAAGAAUGGUUCUAUGAAGGAAACUUGAGAUUCAUGCGUAGUAUUGAUCUAUCCAGUAACAACUUAUCUGGAAUGAUACCUCCAGAUCUAUACAGCCUCUUUGAAUUGCUUUCUUUGAAAUUGUCUCAUAAUCGAUUUGAAGGGAACAUACCAAAAGAGAUUGGCAACUUGAAACAGUUGGAGUCUCUUGAUCUUGCAAACAAUCUACUUUCAGGUGAAAUUCCUCAAAGUAUAGCUCAAUUGUCUUUCUUGGAAGUUUUGGACCUUUCUUUCAAUAAUUUCUCAGGAAAGAUCCCAUUAGGGACCCAACUUCAAGGGUUUGCUGCACAAAGUUAUAUUGGAAAUCCAGAACUAUGCGGAGUUCCACUGCCAAAGAAUUGUGCAGAUCAAAAUGACAUGAAACCUGUUGAAGAAAAUGACAAUCAAGAAAAUGAAUUUCUGCUUUCAUUCUACAUGGGGCUGGGAGUGGGAUUUGCCAUAGCUUUUUGGGGAGUCUGUGGUGCCAUUUUUUUCAAUAGGAAUUUCAGGUGUUCUUACUUCAGAUUCCUCUAUCACAUCAGAGACAAGCUUUACGUGUUGAUGGUCCUCAAGAUGAAUCGUUUCCGUUGA